This is a messenger RNA of Penicillium odoratum, 399 nucleotides long. RefSeq lists its product as uncharacterized. NCBI's taxonomy places the organism in Eukaryota, Fungi, Ascomycota, Eurotiomycetes, Eurotiales, Aspergillaceae. The record is from RefSeq and is a predicted model, not a curated record. The transcript has a single exon. The coding region runs from base 1 to 399 and encodes 132 amino acids.
AUGACCAUCCAAUUGCUACAGAGCGCGUCACAGGGCUGGAAAUGCCAACAAUGCGGACUUCCAGGUAUCCGGUUAUCCACCCGCCCAGGUAGCUCCGGUGUUACCAGUCGGGCGUACUACAAAUGCGUCCCUUGCAAUCGCUCCUUGGGCCUUUGUCCUUGUACCACACCUGGGGACAGGACGACCUCGACCUGCCCAUGCAGCGACUCGGAAAGCAGCGAUGUUGAGUCACCGGGUCUAGAGGACCAGACCAGCAGUUUCCCCAUUUUCUCCUCGAAGAAGCAAACAUUCAACCCACACAAUCCGAACUCGGGGUUCGAUGAGGACUGGGAAGCGAAUUGCACCCCGGGCUUUAUGGUUUCAAGGUUCAAGGCCGCUGGAAGGGAGAUUCUCUUCUGA